AUGCUGCGGAAGUCGAGCACUCAGCGCCGGCAGCCGCCGCUCUGGCGGCGCUGCCGCAGCCUCCGGCAAAUCAAGCAGGUCCACGCCCUCCUGGUCCUCCGGGGCUUCCUCUCGGACCCCUCCGCGCUCCGUGAGCUCAUCUUCGCGUCCGCCGUCGCUGUUCGCGGUGCCAUCGCCCACGCCUACCUCGUGUUCGACCAAAUCCCUCACCCGGACCUCUUCAUGUACAACACCCUCAUCCGCGGCGCCGCGCACACUGCCGCGCCCCGAGACGCUGUCUCCCUCUUCGCGCGUAUGAACCGGCGCGGCGGCGACGGCGUGAGGCCAGACAAGAUCACGUUCCCCUUCGUGCUCCGGGCGUGCACUGCCAUGGGCGCCGGUGGCACCGGGGCGCAGUUGCACGCCCACGUUGUGAAGCUCGGAUGCCAGUCCGACGCGUUCGUCAAGAACGCGCUCAUCGGCAUGCACGCCAGUUGUGGAGAGCUGGAAAUUGCGGGUGCUCUGUUUGACCGCAGGGCGCGCGAGGAUGCCGUGGCCUGGUCGGCGAUGAUUACCGGCUGUGCUAGGAGAGGGAACAUCAGUGCUGCCCGGGAGCUGUUCGAAGAGUGUUCUGUGAAGGACCUUGUGUCUUGGAACGUGAUGAUUACCGCCUAUGCAAAGCGGGGGGAGAUGGCACAAGCAAGGGAGCUGUUCGACCGGGUACCUGACCGUGAUGUCGUGUCCUGGAACGCCAUGAUUUCUGGGUAUGUGGGCUGUGGCUCGCACAUGAAUGCCAUGGAACUGUUUGAGCAGAUGCAAAGUAUGGGCGAAAAGCCUGAUGUCGUCACAAUGCUCAGCCUGCUGUCAGCUUGUGCCAACUCAGGUGAUCUAGAUGUUGGCCGAAGGUUGCAUUCCUCUCUUUCAGACAAGUUUUCCAGAACUGGUUUUACUGUCGUCCUGGGAAAUGCGCUGAUUGACAUGUACGCAAAAUGCGGAAGCAUGAAGAGUGCACUGGAGGUGUUCUGGGUGAUGCGAGAUAAGGAUGUCUCAACUUGGAACUCGAUCAUAGGAGGAUUGGCACUGCAUGGCCAUGUCCCUGAGUCCAUAGAUCUAUUCAAGAAAAUGUUGAAAGAGAAAGUCAGGCCUGAUGAGAUCACCUUUGUCGCUGUCCUUAUAGCAUGCAGCCACGGUGGGAUGGUUGACAAGGGACGUGAGUACUUCAACUUGAUGCAACAGCAGUACAGGAUUGAGCCCAAUGUCAAGCACUACGGUUGCAUGGUUGACAUGCUGGGUCGCGCGGGGCUUCUGAAAGAAGCAUUUGAGUUCAUUGACACCAUGAAGGUCGAGCCUAAUUCUGUCAUAUGGAGGACUCUUCUUGGGGCUUGUAGGGUUCAUGGUGAGAUCGAACUGGCUGAGCACGCAAACAGACAAUUGCUGAAGGCAAGGAGUGAUGACAGUGGGGAUUAUGUGCUCCUCUCGAACAUCUAUGCUUCAGCCGGGGAAUGGCUAGAGUCGGAGAAGAUGAGGAAGUUAAUGGAUGACAGCGGUGUCAACAAGGAGGCUGGCCGCACGGUUGUAGAUGGCAGCGCCAAGGAUGCAAUGCAGUCCUUCCGGUAGUUGGAAUCACAUCGCUGACUGAAAGGAUUUUUAGCUCCCAGCUUCUGUGUCAGAAACUGAGCAUCGAGCACUGAUAAAAUUUGAGAUGUGGAUGCAUCUGCAG
Lolium rigidum is the source of this 1699-nucleotide messenger RNA. Its product is annotated as pentatricopeptide repeat-containing protein At5g15300-like. Bases 1 to 1596 code for a protein of 531 amino acids. The transcript has a single exon. Gene Ontology annotation, biological process: RNA modification. The record is from RefSeq and is a predicted model, not a curated record. Lineage: Eukaryota; Viridiplantae; Streptophyta; Magnoliopsida; Poales; Poaceae. Gene Ontology annotation, molecular function: RNA binding; protein binding.